CUUGGUGAGGAGGCGGGAGAGGCGGAGACACCCAGUUCCAAGGUAGAAAGCAUAAAAGGUCCUGGGGCCCCCUGUGGGUGAAAGGACACGGACACGCGCCCGCCCUGUCCAGACCUCCGCCUCCUGUGCGCUCCCCGCGGCUCCGCGCUCAGCUCCUGCUCUGUCGGCAGAUAGCCAUCAGGAGGGCGGAGUCUUUGGGUCUGAACCGUUCUAGUGGACCGAUCGGCUGAUACCCAGAGCCUCCAGGAGCAGAACUCCCAGGUCCAUCGGAGCGAGCCGGGUCUCAUCAUGGAGCCCAGCGACUUUGACUCUGACGACAAAGAGCUGCUGAGCUGGGACAUUAACGACAUGAAGCUGCCCCAGAAUGUGAAGAAGACGGACUGGUUCCAGGAGUGGCCCGAUUCCUACGUGAAGCACAUCUACAGCUCGGAGGACAGGAGCGCACAGCGCCACCUGAGCAGCUGGGCCAUGCGCAACACCAACAACCACAACUCUCGCAUCCUCAAGAAGUCCUGCCUGGGCGUGGUGGUCUGCGGCCGAGACUGCUCCACCAAGGACGGGCGCAAGAUCUACCUGAGGCCCGCCAUCUGCGACAAAGCCCGGCAGAAGCAGCAGCGGAAGUGCUGUCCCAACUGCAACGGGCCCCUGAAGCUCAUCCCCUGCCGAGGCCACGGCGGCUUCCCGGUCACCAACUUCUGGAGGCACGACGGACGCUUUAUAUUCUUCCAGUCAAAGGGCCAGCACGAUCACCCAAAGCCAGAGACCAAGUUGGAAGCUGAGGCCAGAAGAGCAGUGAAGAAAGUGCACACGGCCUCUCCCUCUGUUUCCUUAAAGCGGAAGGGGAGCCCGGAGACCAAGUCUCCUCCAAGUAAAAGGCCAAAUCAAGGAAGUUUACCUUUAACUUGGUCAUUCCAGGAAGGCGUCCACUUGCCCGCUAGUCACAGUGGACAUUUAAUGGCUAACGCUCCCCAGCAGAAUGCACUGAAUGAUUGCUUGCCCUUCCCCAAGAGCUAUGGGCCAGGAGGACCCAUGGAUGCCACGGAUCUGGCGAGCCUGCCAUCCACCUUGGACUCCUCUAAGCUCUAUGAAAAGUGCAAGCUGUCUGAUGGCCGGCUCCACGGCGGCGGAGACCUGUUUCAGCCUCCAGUGCCCGCCGUCUACCCGGAUUACGACGACCUGCAGACGUGGAGUAAAAGCUCUGCUCUGGGGAGAAAUUCUCUUAAUGAGAGCUGCUGUCCGAAUUAUGCUUUUCCUCUGACCAACUGGCCGUGCGAGUUCUUUCCUCCCCAGAGCUCUUUGGAACCCUUGCCCCAGCAGAUCCCACUGGAGCCACCUGCACCCAAACCCAGCUGCCACCCUUUGUGGGCAAACCCAGGUGAUGUUUAUGAGGAGAAAAUACCUGUGGAUUUCAACGGCUACGUGCCUUCGCUCACGUACCCCGCACCUCAGGAAGACCCCUUCCUGCUCACGUACACCCCUCACCCUCACCAGCAAUACCCACUGCCGGGCAAAAGCAGCCGAUGGGAUUUCGAUGAAGAAGUGACGUGCAUGAGUUUGGAUCACUGCAACAGCGAAAUGCUUCUAAACCUCUGUCCUCUGAGAUGACUCUGAUCUUCCAUGAACCACCUUGUACUCUUAGAAAAUUUUGGAGAUGGCUGAAAGAAUUUCUUAUUUUCUAAAUGUAACUGCAGGUAAAUGGGACCCAAAAAACAAUAAGCAAGACUUCUUUGUUCUUGCAAGAAAUCUUCUUGCCUCCUCCUAUUCUCAUCCUUGACCAGGAAUGGACCUUCUUCCAGUGUGCUGUGUCAGACGCCCCUGGUCUCCUGCCACAUCGUUCUGGGCCUUCGGCACCUCAGUGGGUUGUCCUUUGGGCUUUCACUGUUGCUAACACACACCAAAUGGACAGAGACGGGAAAAGCCCAUCUACUUAUGACCCCGUCUGUGCCUUCUUGGGAACUGAAAAUGAAGGAUCAGACCCUCUUAGUUACUUUCUGGUCAGUGAGACACAAAACCCGACACCCACCACGUAAGGGAGAAGAGGUUUGCUUUGGCUCAUGUUUCAAUCCAUAGUCAGCUCGUUCUAAGGAAGAAACAACAUUAUGGAAGGCCUGGUGGAGGAGAAGCUGCUCAUGUCGUGAUGGUGGAGAAGCAGAGAAAAGCAAGGGAGGAGCUGGGGCGAGAAACAUACCCUCCUAAGCCGUGCCCACAGGGACCACCUCCCCGAGCAGACUGCGCCUCUUAACAGCAAGUCAGCCAUAAUCCCAUCCCCCCAAAGCUCCAUGUGUGACAACACGAGGCUCUUGGAGAACAUCUAGAUAUGAGCCGUGACAUUCUGCCCUUGCCCUCCCAAAGACUUAAGUGCAUCUCUUUGUGCAAAAGGCAUUAAGUUCAUGUCUAAGAAUCAGAAGUGUUAACAGUUGUAGCUUUGCUGAAAAGUCCAAAGUCUCCUCUGAGACUUCAGGCAAAUGUGUGGCUGUGAACCCCAAUAAAUAUCAAAAAGAAGUUAAA
Molecule: messenger RNA, 2508 nt
Organism: Chinchilla lanigera (long-tailed chinchilla)
Lineage: Eukaryota; Metazoa; Chordata; Mammalia; Rodentia; Chinchillidae
Gene: Gcm1
Product: glial cells missing homolog 1 (Drosophila)
Exons: 6
Coding region: 289-1605 (438 amino acids)
Biological process (GO): regulation of transcription by RNA polymerase II; cell differentiation involved in embryonic placenta development; gliogenesis
Cellular component (GO): nucleus
Molecular function (GO): DNA-binding transcription activator activity, RNA polymerase II-specific; RNA polymerase II cis-regulatory region sequence-specific DNA binding
Source: RefSeq, a predicted model, not a curated record